CCUAGUUCACAGUACAAUUAGGUUAACGGUGACCGUCUACCUUUGCAAUUUACGGGUGUUAUUUUAUUGAUUUAUUUUGCGUUGAUUAAUUUGAAGCCCAAAAUGCAUUUAGAAUGGCUCUCCAAUCGCGCGUAAUUUAAUUCAGGAGGUUAUACAAACUUUCAGUGUAGCAGGUUUCAUAAAAAACAACCAGUGAUUUUGGACGAAGUCAAUUCUCGGUCUGUCUCUAUUCACCAAUUCAUUUAUUGUAUCUGAAUGCACACAUUUGUUUUACAUAAAUGUUAUAGACUUCACUGAUAUGGAUGCUCGUUUGGAAAACCACUUGGAUUAUUUUAUCCACGACAAUACUGCUGCUGCGGGCUUGAGUCCAGAAAUGCUGGCCGUUGCACGGGAAGCCUUCCGUGCUGGGGACUUCAACCUCCUUGCUGAGAUAUACGGCUCCCAGCUGGCGGACCUCCGACACCCGGACCGGAGCCUCUGCCUUCUGAAUGCGGAUGCUCUCAGCCGUGCAGGGCGGAUAGCGGAGGCUCUGGAUUCAUACUGCACCGCCGCCAACUUGGACAGGUUACGACCAAACGAACUAGGGUCUCUCGUUGACUGUAUUGCGCACACUUUGCGCGUAAAAGAAUGCGUAAAAGAAUGCACAGACUCAGAUGGGGUUUCCGAGGAUGAGCACUCGUUGGACCUGUUCUCAUGUCGGCUUUGCAAGUGCUUGUUAAUCGAGCCAACAACUUUGGAAUGCGGCCAUACAUUCUGCAAACCAUGCAUUGAGGAUGACGGUGUCAAAGAAUGUGAAUUCUGUCGUUACAAACUGAACAAAACAAAUAUUGAAUUAAAGCCAAUCGGGUUUAAAGUGAAUGUAGUACUCAGUGGGCUGUUGGGUAAAUGGUUUUGUGUAGAGAGUGAAGCAAGACGAUGCUGGCUUGAAGGGGAUAGAAUGCGGAACGAACAUGACUUUAUCAACGCACUUGAAAAAUACAACUACGCUCUUGAAAAAGCCCCCUAUAUGUGUGGGCUGCUGGGCCGACGGGCAGAGCUGCAUAUGGAGAUGAGCAACUUCAGACAGGCCCUACAGGAUGGAGACGCCAUGUGUCGACUGACGCCCCUCUCUCCCAAGGCUCACUACGUGAAGGCCCUGGCUCUGAACAAAGCCGGUUAUAAUGAAGAGGCCCUGCAAGAAUACUUCUACUGUCUGGCUCUGAAGCCAGACUGGACUUCAGUCAAGCUGGAAACGCAAAAGUUAAGCGACUCCACUGUGUUUCUAAUGCUGAGUGAGAUGUUCUCCACGUUCAAGACAGACGGUCUCCCCACGUCAUCACUUCGCCUCCACCCAACAGGCCCCGCCUCCCACCUCAAACCAGCCUCCCAUCUCCUCGACUCCCUCCAUUCCACCCCUCGUAGAUGGAGCCAAACCCCUACUGGCCGUAGAGACAGUUUGUCUGACACUGGAGCAGAGACCAAGUCCUCAUGUGAGGUUUCCAAGACCCUGGCUUCUGUUGUGGCUGCCUUACCUCUCCCCCCUGGCCUAAAGAGGAAGUUCUCAGACGAACCCCUAGGCUCUGCACCCCCCAACAAGCUGCCCAGAAAAGAUGAGUCAAGCUCAUCCCAGCUGCCAGCUGCUUGUUGCAGUGAGAGGAGAGAGGUGCCCCCUCAGCUCCUGGAUAGCUCUGACAUGGACUGCUCUGUUUGUAUGAGGCUGUUCUACGAGCCAGUCACCACCCCCUGUGGACACACCUUCUGCAUGAAGUGUCUUGAGCGCUGUCUGGACCACAACCCCAAUUGCCCCCUGUGUAAAGAGAACAUUACAGAGUACCUGGCCACUAGAGGGUACCAUAAGACCCUGCUGAUGGAGGAGGUCCUGCAGCGCUACCUGUCUGAGGAGCUGGCAGAGAGGAGCAAGGUGCACCAGGAAGAAAUGGCAGAGCUGUCAAACUUGGCCCAGGAAGUGCCCAUCUUCAUCUGCACCAUGGCAUUUCCCACAAUUCCCUGUCCCCUGCAAGUCUUCGAGCCGUGUUAUAGGCUGAUGAUCCGACGCUCUAUGGAGACGGGAACCAAGCAGUUUGGAAUGUGCAUCGCUGACGACAUCAAAGGCUUCGCAGACUACGGCUGUAUGUUGGAGGUGAAGGACGUGAAGUUCCAAGCAGACGGGCGCUCGGUGGUCGACACGGUCGGAGUGUCCCGCUUCAGAGUGCUGAGCCACGGCCACCGCGACGGCUACAACACAGCCAAGAUAGAGCACCUGGAGGACCAGAAGGUGGAGGGAGAGGAGCUGGCGGAGCUGCAGAAGCUGCAUGACUGUGUGUACGAGCAGGCCAGCACCUGGUUCACCUCCCUCAAAGACAACAUGAAGAACCAGAUCGUCAGCCACUUUGGACAGCUGCCUGACAAAGACCCUGACAUACAGGUGGGUGCCAGUGGUCCUGCAUGGUGUUGGUGGCUGCUGGCUGUACUGCCCCUGGAGAAGAGAGCCCAGCUAAGCAUCCUGGCUAUGACCACCCUCCGAGAGCGCCUCAGCACUACCCGCCGCGUGCUCAGCCUCGUCACACGCAAACACCCUCCACCGCGGCAACCAUCUUCAGCAGCGGCAGCAUCAUCAUCACUGUAGUGGCCCCCCGAGAGGUGAUCAAUUUAGAAUAAUCUGGGCCCAGUUAGGUAACUUUUGACAAUUUGGAUUUCUCCUAUCAGCUCUGAUUAAAUGCAUAGAAAUAUAAUGAAUAGAACGGGGGUCCCCGUUGAAGUCGGUUAUUUUUCUGUUCUAUUCAUUAUAUUUCUAUGCAUUUAAUCCCAUCUGAUAGAUGAAAUCCGGAUAGAUAAUUUUGGGAAAACUGGGCCCUGGAGAAGAAGGGAGAGGAUACUCAGUUUUCCUCUGAAGCUCUAGACUCAGAUAAAGAGUUUCAACAGUGGGAAUGAUUCAGCAGUGUUGUUCAUGAUCUCAGGAAUGGGUUCUACUUAAGUCUUACAAAAAGGAUCGAUGGACUAGCCCUACCCAACCAAAACACAUAAAUGUGUGUCAGGUUUGCGCACAUAUCUUUGGGUCAAUUUCAUUAAGUCCAGAUUUGUCAUGUGUGGUACAUUAGGUUUAUUUUGUUCUUGUUUUAUUGUUGGUCUGUGUACAAAUGAGGCCUUAAAUUAUUUUUGCAAUGUG
Messenger RNA from Oncorhynchus gorbuscha (pink salmon), 3145 nucleotides. RefSeq names its product LON peptidase N-terminal domain and RING finger protein 2-like. Gene Ontology annotation, molecular function: protein binding. The coding region runs from base 299 to 2605 and encodes 768 amino acids. NCBI's taxonomy places the organism in Eukaryota, Metazoa, Chordata, Actinopteri, Salmoniformes, Salmonidae. The record is from RefSeq and is a predicted model, not a curated record. The transcript has 10 exons.